Messenger RNA from Striga hermonthica, 828 nucleotides. The record is from the annotation of a GenBank genome assembly. NCBI's taxonomy places the organism in Eukaryota, Viridiplantae, Streptophyta, Magnoliopsida, Lamiales, Orobanchaceae.
AUGGUGAAGCCGGCUUCGGUCGACAGCAAUGGCCUAAAACGGGGCGCGUGGAGCGAAGAAGAAGACAACAAAUUAAGGGCUUACAUUCAGAGGUAUGGCCAUUGGAACUGGAGAUUGCUGCCCAAGUAUGCCGGUUUGUCAAGAUGUGGAAAGAGUUGCAGGCUGAGAUGGGUCAACUAUUUGAAGCCAGGGGUUAAAAGGGGAAACUUCACUAAGGAAGAAGAGGAACUCAUCAUUGAAUUGCAUGCCCAGCUUGGGAAUAAAUGGUCAGCCAUUGCAGCAAAGCUUCCCGGAAGAACCGAUAACGAAAUCAAGAACUUUUGGCACACGCGCAUCGGGAAAACCCGGAAAAGCAGUCCACCGCCAGCUGAGAAGAUCGACACUUGUCGACAAACCACGACCGAAACUUCCUAUGAUGAGGAUCAAGAUUUGAAUGAAGACAAAUGUCAAGAAUAUUCCACUUCCUUCGAAACGGGUGGAAAUGAAUCCACUUCCUUAUUCUCGGUAACUGAGCUCGGCCAGGUAGAUUCAUGGCCUGACUCCUUUUUGGCAGACAGUAGUGCUGCCUAUAAUCAAAACGGUUACUAUCCACCAUUGCUCGAGGAAGAUUUUUUCUAUCCCGAGUUUAGUUAUGGUGGGUUAUCAAACUCGGGAGACGCUUCUUAUUCGAAUGUGGAAUCCGAUUAUUGGAGCGAACCAUUAUUCGAGUCGAAUGUGUCGAGUUUGCAAAGUCAAAGUAGCUAUAGCUAUUUUCCACAAGAGGAAGUGGGAGGGGAUUAUGAACCUUUGUUUGACUACUUCGAUCAUGGGAUCAAUUUGUUUAGCUAG